UAUUGGAGUUUAACUAUUGUUAUAAAUAGAGACGGGGCUGCUGCUGGCUGAGUUUACAUGUUUUCUACAAGUUUGUUCUGAUUAUCCAAAGAAAUUUCAGUGGAGGGUCAUGAAAGAAAUGUCAGCGGCCAGUGUCAGUACGCUUAGUGGGCAGCAGCAGCCUCAGAAACACUAUGGCAUCACCUCCUCCAUCAGCCUGGCUUUUCCCAGGGAGAUUGAUCAUAUGUACACUCAAAAACUCAUUGAGGCAAUGAAGCCUUUUGGAGUGUUUGAGGAUGAAGAUGAGUUAAACCACAGAUUGGCCGUUCUUGGAAAACUAAAUUCAAUUGUGAAGGAGUGGAUUUCUGAGAUAAGUGAUAUCAAGAACCUCCCACCCUCAGCAGUCGCUAAUGUUGGAGGCAAAAUCUUCACAUUUGGCUCAUAUAGGCUGGGUGUUCACACCAAAGGGGCUGAUAUUGACGCUUUGUGUGUGGCGCCCCGGCACGUGGAACGGACCGACUUCUUCCUGUCCUUCUUCGAGAAGCUCAAACAGCUAGAGGAGAUUAAAGAUUUACGGGCUGUAGAAGAUGCCUUUGUGCCGGUUAUCAAAUUCAACUUCGAUGGCAUUGAGAUUGAUCUUCUGUUUGCUAGGCUUGCACUUCCAUCCAUCCCAGACAACCUGGACCUGAGAGGGGACUCCCUACUGAGGAAUCUUGACAUCAGAUGCAUUCGCAGUCUGAAUGGUUGCCGUGUCACUGAUGAGAUAUUGUAUUUGGUGCCGAACAAGGAGAACUUCAGGUUGACAUUAAGAGCCAUCAAAUUAUGGGCCAAGCGUCGCGGCAUCUACUCCAACAUGCUGGGUUUCCUUGGAGGUGUGUCGUGGGCAAUGCUCGUGGCUAGGACCUGCCAGCUCUAUCCUAAUGCUGUAGCAGCCACGCUGGUCCACAAGUUCUUCCUGGUCUUCUCCAAGUGGGAAUGGCCAAAUCCGGUGCUUUUAAAACAGCCUGAAGACAGCAACUUGAAUCUACCUGUGUGGGACCCUCGAGUGAACCCCUCAGACAGGUACCAUCUGAUGCCCAUCAUCACCCCUGCGUACCCACACCAGAACUCCACCUACAACGUGUCCACCUCCACACGCACAAUCAUGAGCGAGGAGUUCAAAAAUGGUUUGACUGUGACCGAUGAAAUCCUAUUGGGUAAAGCAGAAUGGUCAAAGCUCUUUGAGCCUCCCAACUUCUUCCAGAAGUACAAGCAUUACAUAGUGCUUACAGCCAGUGCAUCUACAGAAGAUAAUCAUCUUGAAUGGAUUGGACUUGUGGAGUCCAAAAUCCGCGUGCUUGUGGGAAAUUUGGAGCGGAACGAGUACAUUGUUCUGGCCCACGUGAACCCCCAGUCCUUCCCAGGCUCCAAGGAGAGCCGCAUCGAGAAUGAUUAUGUCUCCAUGUGGUUCAUCGGCAUCAGUUUCAAGAAGAUGGAAAGCUCUGAGAGCGUAAACAUUGACCUCACUUACGACAUCCAGUCCUUUACAGAUACCGUCUACCGCCAGGCCAACAACAUCAACAUGCUUAAGGAUGGUAUGAAGAUUGAGGCGACCCAUGUGAAGAGGAAGCAGCUCCACCAGUACCUGCCUCCUGACGUGCUGCAGCGCAAGAGAAAGAGUAUGGGUGACCCCAACCGCAGCUCCACCGGAGGGGACUCCAAACGCUGCUCCAUGGACGGCAGCCAGCUGGACAGCUCCAGAGACACGGACACGGGGACCCCCUUCAGCUCGCCCACCCCCGUGUGCAUGCCCUUCAAGGCAGAGGUGGAUGCUGAGAGGGUCACGCCCUCCAAACCUCCGGUCCCUCUCUUUGUGGAGAGCCCCCCCCCCUCGGAGGCUGAGCAGGGCAUGUCCAUUCCGGUCAUCGGCUCCAAGCCCGCAGCCUCCCCGGCAGCCAAGCCCCCCAGCCCGACCCCAGCUGGAAGCACCAUCCCCACGGUGGUGGGCCGCAGUGUCAUCCCACGCGCGUCCAGUAACAGCCCCACAGAGCUGCCCAAUGGGGCCGGCCCAGCGCCCCCAAAGAGACCCCACUCUCCAACACUAGAGGAGCCCCUCAAGAGGAGUAACACAGACAUGGGGUUUGCAGCGCCCCCUGCUGGAAGCACCAUUCCCACUGUGGUGGGGUGCAGCGUCAUCCCCUGCCAGGGCUCCCCCACCGGCAGCCCUGCUGACGACCUGCCCAACGGACUGAAUGGAUCGGCCAGCAAGAGACCCCACUCCCCCAGCCUGGAGGAGGCCACCAAGAGGAGCAAAGAAACAGAGGAGCUGGUGUUCUCUGAUGACUCUGCGUUUAAGGAGCCUCUUCCCCCAGCCAGCAAUGGCCAGGAGAAAGGAGAUGGGCCUGGCAUGGACGGCCAUGGUGGCACAAAGCCCAUGCCCAUACCCACCAUCGACACGUCACGAACACAGAGACUACCCAGCAAGGAGCUGCCAGACGCCUCAUCCCCCAUCCCCACCAGCAACCUCCGCGUGGUCAAAAACUCCAUCAGACUCACCCUCAACCGAUAGCAGUGGGGCAGCACAGGUAACUCUGAUUGGACGUGACGGCUUGUAGGUGGUGCGUUAAAGAAUUAAUUUUCUUUAUUUGUGUUCUCUUCUUAAUUUUAAAAAAGAAAUGCACAUAAAAAGAAACAUUAAAAAAAAAAAUCGGAAAAGAAAAAAAAUAGUUUGGAGGCCACACUGAGUGGGUCUCCAGGAGCAAGACUACUGUUAUACGUGUGAGGUUCUGCUUUUUAACCUUCCUCUCGCUCCCUGAAAAAUGCAAUUGUUACAAUGACAAGAGGAAAAAGAACCAACCGAAAUCUUUGUUCUAUUAGUGUUUUUCAUGGGUUUAUUGUUUUGUUUUUCUUUCUUCCUUAUAUUUUUCAAGCUAGGUUCCCCCCUCCAUAUUGUCUAUUUUUUUAUCGCCUUAAUGUGUCAAAUGCUUGCUGAGUCCAUGUACGGCAGCGUGUUUUUGAAAUCAGACUUGUACAUUAGGUAGCUUAUGUAUAUAACUUGUCUUUAAAAAAAAUCACUGUUAGUGUUUCAAUACAGCUGUAUUGUAGGUUUUUAUUAACAAAAAAAUAUGAAAAAAAUUGUCAUGUUUGUUUGUUCCUGUAUAUGAAAUUCUCCUCUGUUAGACAAAAAACUUUUCCGCCCUCCUUCCUAUCCCCAAAAGUUUUGUAAUCACUGUGCAGGUUCUGAUACAGCUUCUGGAAGGAGAUUCUUUUUUUUUUUAUUAUUAUUUUGGGUGGAGGAGAAUGUUUGGACCCGGACUCUGGUCAGAAUGAUGACGAUCCAUUCCCUCUGCUGGUCCCAGUGCUCUAGCCCUCUGACAGAGCUGACCUUUAUCGUUCCCACACACAUCAGCUUAGCCCUCAACCCAAACUAACACGCGUCACCCAGCGACCACAUAUGUAUCCUCUAACCACAUAGCAGAGAAUUUUGAAAAGUGUGUGUGUGUGUGUGUGUGUGUGUGUGUGUGUGUGUGUGUGUGUGUGUGCGCGUGCAUGUGACCGAGAGAGCAAGAUUGGGGUGUUGUGACAAGUUUGUGCUGUGAGGUUUGUGUUUUGUAUGACUGUGCAUGUUCCUGACUUGUAAUUCCCUGUGUUUAGGGUGUUCACCCACCUCUGUGCCUCCCAUGGAGGUUCCUAUAGGACUAGUUCACCCAAAUUUCAAACUUUCCCAACAAUGUUCUCACUUUGGCAAUAGGCUAUUGGAGAAAGACUGCAGCCUGUUUUCAGUCAUCAUUUUAUAAGCUGCUGUGAUCUGAUCUUGCACACUGGCUGUGGUCCUUAACACACAGUUGGAUACUCACCACAGCAAUUCUGAACCCAUGUCUGAGAUUGACAUGAGUGCAUCACAACAGUGUGGUUCAGUCUUUAUGAAAUUAUGUUCAAACAGUGAUUCACAAGGGUUUGACCCAAACCAGUAUUGUUGGCAAGUGCAGGACUACACAGUUUAGGUCCUGGAUGGAUAGUAAAGUGUAUAGCUACAGUAACAACAUUAGAUCAAACCCAGGGCUUACACCCAGCUAUUUGACCUCCAUCAAGGCUAGGACCAGACUGUAGGGUUUUCCCGAAAUUUUGGCUAACUAGUUCAAAGAGCAGCUUCUCCAUAGCUUGACAGUAGAAAUGAGAUUAUAUGAGAAUUCCGUUUUAUUCUUUCCAGGUAAUGAAUCUACCAUAAGCCACUGUUCAAAACUGGUUAGGUGUACAGACAAAGUGAGUGAGCGAGAGAUGCCUGUGUAUUUAAUAGGGAGAAAGAAGGCUUACUAUUCAUUUUGGGGUUUCUUAUUCUUUUAUUUAUAUUUGCAUAUUUGUACCAUGUAAUUUUUAUAUCACAGGUAUUGCAGUUAGAUUUUCUUCUGAAUGGCAUUUACAACUCUCAACUUGAAUCUUCUCAUUGAACUUGGGGAAAUGUCAUUUUUCUUUUCUUUGUUUUCUUUUGUUUUGUAGGGCAACAAAUUGUAUUUGAAAUGGUAUUUUUGUAUGUAAUGUAUAUUUCCUCCUUUAAAAUGAGACCAUAAAACUCACAAAACCCCA
This is a messenger RNA of Alosa alosa (allis shad), 4542 nucleotides long. It is a transcript of the gene papolg, whose product is annotated as poly(A) polymerase gamma. Gene Ontology annotation, molecular function: RNA binding; poly(A) RNA polymerase activity. Gene Ontology annotation, cellular component: nucleus. Lineage: Eukaryota; Metazoa; Chordata; Actinopteri; Clupeiformes; Clupeidae. The record is from RefSeq and is a predicted model, not a curated record.